Messenger RNA from Apaloderma vittatum (bar-tailed trogon), 628 nucleotides. Its product is annotated as phospholipase DDHD2-like. NCBI's taxonomy places the organism in Eukaryota, Metazoa, Chordata, Aves, Trogoniformes, Trogonidae. Gene Ontology annotation, molecular function: triacylglycerol lipase activity. The annotation marks the transcript as partial. The record is from RefSeq and is a predicted model, not a curated record. The transcript has 5 exons. Gene Ontology annotation, cellular component: COPII-coated ER to Golgi transport vesicle.
GGGGAGACAAGGAAGACCUGGUUGUCCCGACGUCGGGGGGUAGGUACGACGUGUACCUGAAGAAGAGGCAGCGCGUCGCGGUGUACUGGGAGGAGGAGGUGUCAGAAGUGCGUCGCUGCACCUGGUUCUACAAGGGAGACAAGGACAACAAGUACAUUCCCUACUCGGAGACCUUCAGUGAGGAACUGGAGGAAGCUUACAGGAUUGCUGUGACCACAGAUGAGUGGAAGAAGAAACUGGAGUCCCCCAGCAGGGAAAUCAUUGUCUUGCACAACCCAAAGCUGAUGGUGCACUACCACCCGGUUGCCACCUCUGAUGACUGGGGCUCAACUCCCACAGAGCAAGGUCGGCCUCGGACUGUCAAGAGAGGAGUAGAAAACAUCGCUGCUGAGAUCCCCAACGGAGAGCCGCUGCAGAUCGACCACCUGGUGUUCGUGGUGCACGGGAUCGGCCCCGCGUGUGACAUUCGCUUCAGGAGCAUUGUGCAGUGCGUGAAUGACUUCAGGAACGUGUCCCUGAGCAUGCUGCAAGCGCACUUCAGGAAGGCCCAGGAGCAGCAGCAGAUCGGCCGGGUGGAGUUCCUACCUGUGAACUGGCACAGCUCCCUCCACUCCACCGGGGUGGACGU